This is a messenger RNA of Lolium rigidum, 804 nucleotides long. RefSeq names its product protein YABBY 5-like. Bases 1 to 804 code for a protein of 267 amino acids. The transcript is spliced from 7 exons. Gene Ontology annotation, biological process: fruit development; cell fate commitment; polarity specification of adaxial/abaxial axis. Gene Ontology annotation, cellular component: nucleus. NCBI's taxonomy places the organism in Eukaryota, Viridiplantae, Streptophyta, Magnoliopsida, Poales, Poaceae. The record is from RefSeq and is a predicted model, not a curated record.
AUGUCGCCCGCCGAGUCCGAGACCAGCUGCUUCUUCCUCCCGGACCACCACGGGGAGGAGCAGCAGCAGCCCUUCACCGAGCAGGAGCAGCUCUGCUACGUCCACUGCAACUUCUGCGACACCAUCCUCGUGGUCGGCGUGCCCUGCAGCAGCCUCUACACCACCGUCGCCGUGCGAUGCGGCCACUGCGCCAACCUGCUCUCCGUCAACCUCCGGAACCUCCUGCUCCCGCCGGCCCCCAACCAGCUCCCCUUCGGCCAGCCGCCGCUCCUCUCCCCGACCUCGCCGGCAUCGCCGCACAGCCUCCUCGACGAGAUGUCGUCGUUCCAAGCGCCGUCCAACCUGCUCACCGACCAGCCCAGCCCCAACGUCAGCAGCAUCACCAGCAGCAGCAACAACUGCGCCGUCAACACGCCGGCCAUGUCCUCCAUGAUGCCGCCGCCCAAGAAGGCCGCGCAGAGGGAGCCGCAGCAGCAGCGGAGGAGCGCCUCAUCAGCGGCGGCCAAGAAUCCAGAGAAGCGUCAGAGAGUUCCAUCCGCAUACAACAGAUUCAUCAAAGACGAGAUACAGCGUAUCAAGGCCAACAAUCCAGACAUCACCCACAGGGAGGCUUUCAGCGCAGCUGCCAAGAAUUGGGCUCAUUUCCCGCACAUCCACUUCGGUCUGAUGCCCGACCAGGGCCUGAGGAAGACCGGCAUCCAAAUCCAGGACGGACCUGCCGGGGACUGCAUGUUCUUCAAGGACGGUCUCUACGCAGCGGCCGCCGCCGCAGCGGCAUCUAGCAUGGGCGUCACUCCCUUUUAA